AUGAUGAAGCACGGUUAUAUUGGUGAAUUCGAAAUUGUGGACGAUCACCGAGCUGGCAAAAUUGUUGUAAAUCUUACGGGCAGAUUGAACAAAUGUGGAGUAAUUUCGCCUCGGUUCGACGUACCAAUUAAUGAUAUUGAGAGGUGGACGAACCUUCUUCCAUCCCGGCAGUUUGGUUACCUUGUUCUUACAACUAGUGGAGGUAUUAUGGAUCAUGAAGAAGCCAGAAGGAAACAUCUUGGAGGGAAAAUAUUAGGUUUCUUUUUC
Molecule: messenger RNA, 267 nt
Organism: Brenthis ino (lesser marbled fritillary)
Lineage: Eukaryota; Metazoa; Arthropoda; Insecta; Lepidoptera; Nymphalidae
Source: the annotation of a GenBank genome assembly